This is a messenger RNA of Anolis sagrei ordinatus, 2052 nucleotides long. The record is from RefSeq and is a predicted model, not a curated record. NCBI's taxonomy places the organism in Eukaryota, Metazoa, Chordata, Lepidosauria, Squamata, Anolidae.
UGGAAAGGGCUCCUGUGCCUUUAAGGGAGGAGGAGAAAAGUGGGGAGAGAGUUGUGACAAAGCCCCAGUUAUGACCCCAGCUCACCCCUUGCAUACAAUAGAUUUGCUUUACUUACUUAUUUACUUUACUUACUUAUGUUUCUCUCUUUUUCCCCAUCCAGUCGUGCCUCUUCGAAUUCUGCAGCACUGCUGGUCACAGCUGGCCUCCAGCUAGAGUGCUCAAGGUCCAGGUCAUCCCAAUUCUCACUGUCUAUGCCAGAGUUGUUGAGGAAAAAGCCCCACUUGCAACUGGUGUCAUGCUGAUGUGACUCUCCCUCUUCCUGUCCUUUUGUUGUUGACGUAAGAAACUGGCAGCAGAACAGUGAGCAACACAUCUCUCUAUAGUUCCCAAAUGGAGCAGCUGGCAUUUCCUGAGCCUGAAGCAGAUAGGAGAGUGAAGCACUGCGGUACAGAAGUAUCUCGGGAGAGAAAAGUGCAGGGCAACCUGAGCAAGGAACUUGGCAUCUCCGAGAUGCAGCGCCAGCACUUCAGGAAGCUCUGCUACCAAGAGGCGGAGGGACCCCGAAAGGUGUGCAGCCAGCUCCACCGCCUUUGCCACCAGUGGCUGAAACCCGAAAGGCACGGCAAGAGGCAGAUCUUGGACCGGCUGGUCCUGGAGCAGUUCCUGGCCGUCCUUCCCCCGGAGAUGGAGAGCUGGGUCCGAGAGUGUGGGGCAGAGACCUGUUCCCAAGCCGUGGCCCUGGCAGAGGGAUUCCUCCUGAGUCGGGCAGAGGAGAAGAAGCAGAAGGAGAUGCAGGAGACUGGAGUGCUUCGUACAAUGGCCCGUGAGCUCCCGCAAGAAGAGGAGACCUCACAAGACACAAGACUGAAGAAACCGAUUGGGCAGAUUGUACAGGAGGAGUUUGGAAGAGGUGCCAACUCGCUGGUCAGUGAAAGAAUCCAUGUUCUGCCUCCCGUGCAGUUACCUGUAGGAAUGGAAACAUCUCCAGUCCUGUUGGAUCAGGGCCUGGUGUCCUUUGAUGAAGUCACAGUGUGCUUCACCCAGGAAGAGUGGGCAAUGCUGGACGCGGGCCAAAGGGCUCUGCAUCAGGAAGUCAUGGAGGAGAACCGCAGGGUUGUGGCCUCUCUGGGAGGCGGAAGGGAACGAAACAAAGAGGAAACACAGGAAAACACUGUAGUAAAACAAACAUUGAUUAUCAGUUCUCGUAAAAGCGCAAAGUUCUGUGAAACGCCAUCAAAGAGAGAAAAGAAAACUUCAGUGAGGAAGACACCUUUCAAAUGUUCCGAGUGCGGAAAGGGCUUCAGUCAGCGCAGCACACUCGCUGACCAUCACCGAAUCCACACCGGCGAGAAGCCAUAUACAUGCUCAGAGUGUGGGAAGAGCUUUAGUCGUAGCCGAGCCCUCGCCGAUCACGAAAGGAUCCACACUGGAGAGAAGCCGUAUCAGUGCUUAGUGUGUGGGAAGAGCUUUGCUCAGAGCAGUAACUUUGCCUACCAUAAAAAGACCCACACAGGAGAGAAGCCGUUUGAAUGCCCCGAAUGUGGAGAAAGCUUCAGCCGCAGCCGCGCUCUUAUCGAUCACCAAAGAAUCCACACCGGAGAGAAGCCGUACGAAUGCUCGGAGUGCGGGAAGAGGUUCACCCAAAGCAGCACUCUUACCUAUCACCAAAGGACUCACACGGGAGAGAAGCCGUAUCAGUGCCUGGAGUGUGGGAAGAGCUUCUCGCAGAGCAGCAACCUCUCGGCUCAUAAGAAAACCCACGUAUACAAACCGUUGCAAUGUGUAGAGUGUGGAAAAAACUUCCGCUCCAGUGAAAACUUUGCCUUUCACCUUGGGAUACAUACAGCGCGGGAAAGGACCAAGAGUCCCCAACAUUUGUGGAGGGGUGGGAAUAUUUGGGACACAGAGGAAGUGCCAUGGGUGCAGUCCCAAAAUGGGUACAACCAAUCAGAAAACAUUCAUUUCCCAGAAUAGGAAACAGUUGAAACUAAAAUACUAAUUGCCCUAAAGACUGGCAACAAGGACAUUAUUGCAUCUAAACCACGUAUGGG